Messenger RNA from Zymoseptoria tritici IPO323, 528 nucleotides. RefSeq lists its product as uncharacterized. The transcript has 2 exons. The coding region runs from base 1 to 528 and encodes 175 amino acids. The record is from RefSeq and is a predicted model, not a curated record. NCBI's taxonomy places the organism in Eukaryota, Fungi, Ascomycota, Dothideomycetes, Mycosphaerellales, Mycosphaerellaceae.
AUGGUCGACUCCCGUUGGGAUGUCUUCGUCGAUCCCUCAUCUUCGCGUCACGGCUAUGGUGUUGGUGUUUGCACCCCGAGGUGUGAAAACGAGGGUGACGUGCGGGAUGCGAAGGAAGACCUGCUGCUAUUUGGUGACAUGGGAUGGGACGUUGGCCACUCUCCCCCGCCUCGUCCUUUUCCUUUCCUACCCGAGCGAACCUCAAGCACGACGGCAGUUGAGAUAAUCCGGCUUAACGGUGAUGGUCCGUACGAGACAAAGGACAUGGAUAUCGGUGGCCUAGGCGUACGCAACGGCGCUCGCGGCGUAGAUGCUCUACGUGGAACUACUACGGUCUCACCAGACUUCGACGAUGGUGAGGCUGAGGACUUUGGCGAACACCGUGUAGCUGCUGCCCAGGGUGGCAACGAAUCGUUCGUUGCGGCUGGUGGUAAGGACGAGGUUGAGGAGGAAGUCGGUAAGGAUGGCUGGGAGGAUAUCGACGAUGAGGCUGCAGCUGGAGCAGGUGGAAUGAGCAGCCUCUUUUGA